This is a messenger RNA of Glossina fuscipes, 1056 nucleotides long. Its product is annotated as enkurin. Gene Ontology annotation, molecular function: calmodulin binding. Gene Ontology annotation, cellular component: acrosomal vesicle. The coding region runs from base 104 to 1030 and encodes 308 amino acids. The record is from RefSeq and is a predicted model, not a curated record. NCBI's taxonomy places the organism in Eukaryota, Metazoa, Arthropoda, Insecta, Diptera, Glossinidae. The transcript is spliced from 2 exons.
AUUUAAUUUCUUUGAUAUUAAAACGAAGCGAAAAAAAGCUGUUUUGAACUAUCUUUUUUUUUUAAAUACUUUAAACACUAUUAUCAAUAAGAAGCAUAGCGAUAUGUCUCUGGUUUACAUAACUUAUCAUGAUGAAAAUAUAUUUGAUGUGGAUAAACAGGAUCUCCAAGCACAUCAUACUGCACUCAAAUAUAUUUCAAAGCAUCGUAAAAUGGUGAAAAAGGAAAAAGCAGCAAAGCACAUAAUUGAUUUGGGUGACAAUAGGAAAUUACUAACAAGUUCGGUAAAAAAUUAUCAUCAGACUAUGGGAUACGCUGAGACACCGUUACGUGCCCCUUGCAAUUUUAUGCGUAAGAAUCAAGGCGUGAAAUGGUCACGUUUGAACGAGCAUCGGUGUCCACCCAAGCGUUUCAUACCGCCGGUGCCACGUUUGCAUCAUGCCAAAGUAGCUCACGAUGAAAAAUCAAAAGAUGAACCCAAAAAGGAAAAAAAAGUCGAAAGUACGUCGUGCCCACAAGCACAAACGAAAUCCUUCAAACAUCGAGCUAAUUUCGUGGCCCUUAACAUUGAUAAGAUUAAGAAUUCAAAAAGUAAGCGGCCACCUCCACGUUAUGUUGAUACGCCAACAGGAGACCGUCAUAACCUACUAAAUGCGGGGCUGAUACCCCAGUACACGUGUUCGAAAAACUUUGGCAAGGUGCCCUGUUACAUACAUGCCCGUAAAAAAAUGCUUGAAAAGUAUAACGCCCAGUGCGCUGACGCCAAAAGCUUAGCGAAAGAUGUCUGUCUUCGCGAAAUGACUGACGUGCCAGGUUUGAAGAAAUUGGGAUCUGACGAUAGACAAGACAUAUUAGCGGGCCUGAAAAAGAAUUUCGCCGAAAUAUUUAAAUCUUAUCAGGGCUUAUCCUUGUAUACGGAUACCAUAGCGAAAAAGUUGCGUAAAGGUAAAUAUGAACGUGAGCUACGACAAUUGGAACAGGAUAUAUUCUUAAUGGAAUCUAACCCGGAAAUUUAUAUAUCGGAGUAUUAAACUAUAACAUAUUGCGUCCGUAUGAA